CUCGGUGUAUGACGCGAGGGUCCUACACGCAUGCGCGGUCAUAUGAUGGGAAUUUCCAACAGCUGAGAAGGCGUCGCUAGCUACGGUUGUACUUGUCAAAGUUUGGAGCAAUCACACCAUUGGGAUUCUGACUUGAUGAGUCCGCAUGACCUUGCAACACUGCACUUGCUGAUUCCAAGGGAUGUAUUAGAUACAGCGUUUCUUUAACAGAGCGUGAAGCAAAAGCCUACUCUCAGAUAAUUUAAAACGACAUUGGCUGGUGUCUCUGAAAACAAGUCGCCAUUAAAGCUGGGAACAGAGAUGCCCAUAAGAAGACAUUCGCGCAGCUGAACCACAACAACUGAGCGUGGCAUCUCUUUGUGUAGAGAAUGUGCUGCUGAGUUGCAUUCCCCCUUCACCCUCACCAAUGUUAUUAAUGUUGAGUGUGUGCUGGUGCAUACAGAAAAAUUUGGUCCCCCAAAAUUGUGCUUCAAUGUGGCAUCCUUGUGCAGAGUAUGCAAAGGGGGUGAAUCUCUCUCUAAAAAGGCAAACAGCUGACUAUUAGUCUGCUGCAGAAAAUGGAUGCAAAGUUAAAAGAGGACCUCUUUCGAAGGUAUGUGGGGGCACUGGAGCGGCGCCUGGAAGAUGGAGGGGAAAAAUUUGGGUUGGAAAAUUUGCAUAAUGGAGACAAAGGGAGACACAAGGACAAUGAGGCACUACUUUCGACAGCCACUGCACUACUUGGGGCUUAUCAGCCAGAUCCAGGACAACGUUUCCACAUGGUGCGCUUUUAUGAAGUUGUUGAAAGCUCGCUCCGCUGCCAAAGAGGAGGCAACCUCAGGAGCCUGGAGAGAGCUUUCCACACUCUGGAAACCAUCUGCACCAACCUCUUGCUCUUCCCUUGGAAGAAAGAAUUCAGAUGUAUAAAAACUUUCACUGGCCCAUAUGUGUACCACCUAAAGUCUGCAAUUUCUGAUGCUGAACUCCGAUCUCUAAUGCGCACAAUUGGCUACACCUGUGACCAUGACUCGCAGUUUUAUUUUCAGGAACAUCCAGGAGGCUCAGGUAAUCUCCGCCAAUUGGCUUUCGAGUUCUUCCUGGCCCAGGCCGAGUGUCGUCUUCUGGGAGAGAUCGUGGCUCUGGCCCGUGGUUCCGCAUCAGAGUCGGAGGCCCUGGAACUCCGCAGGGGCUGCAGAGAUGAUGCAGCUGGCUGUGCUGAGGCUCUUCGGAGACGCGACAGCCUUGGGGCAGAUAUGGCUCGCCUAUCUGUGCAACCUCUGGAUAUUGAGAGGCCUCAUGUUCACCACCUGAGGCGAGGUAGCCGACCGUCAAAGUCUGUGGAUGUGACAGAUGGGGCAGGUCACUGGCACGCAGCAGUUAGCAAACCAAUCUUGAAAGCCUCAUUGAGUCUGAGGAAGGAGCCUCUGUUUGUGGACGCAGAGGACGAUAUGAAGGAUGAGAUCAUCAGGCCCAACACCUCAUCUCUAUUCUCUGUGGCAGCACCCCCUUCAUACAGCCCCAUUGCAGAUUUCUUCCCAACGCCAUCACCUCCCCCAGCCGAUGCUUACACUACCUACCACCUUUCGUCAUUGGAUGAGAUUGACUUGUACACAGAGCGGGGCGGGGGUGGUACGGGUGGAAGGCAAACACCCUCACGGCCUCUGUCCAGAGAGCCCCGAGAUGCCCGAGAUGGGUGGUUGCUCAAAGCGCACAGCAGUGUGAAGUGUCACGGCUGUGGGAUGGCCUGCUCAACGAUGGCCUCCUGUCAGAGGUGUGACAUGAUUUUGUGCUCUGCCUGUCAUGAUGUCGACCCCUCUCCUUGUUGUAGCCUGCAGGACUACCACCCCAAGUCCCCACGCCCGCUGGAUGGAUAUAUUCCUGUUAAGGAAAAGCUUUCUGUCUACUCAAAUACUCAUUCCCACUCGCAUCUCCACCCUCACCCUCUCACACUGACCCAUUCUCACAUUCAUUCCCACCCUCACCCACAAAUGGUGGACAAACCUUUACUGUCCACCAAGCUGUUUCCCAGCAAAUCUGCUGCCUUGACUACGCCAAAGGGAGGCAGCGGUGAGCGCAUUAGCAUGGGGGGAUCACGAUGCGGGUUUUGCAACAAGCCAGGUGCAUCUCACACCUGUGUGAACUGCUCUAAGGUGUCAUGUGACUCAUGCAUGGGCUUGUAUGCCAAGGAUAUGUGCACACGGAAGAAUCCUCAGCACAUGUUUGUUCCCAACCACCAGCUCAACUUCAAAUCUGGCACCAUCUCUCACAUGGUAUACCGAUGAUCCAGGUGUAGGCUUUGCUUCUCUGCUUUGAGUUCCCUGCUUUAAACAGCAACAUAGCCCUGCACUGUUGCUUGAGCUCCGCUCCACCUUUUUCACUUGGAAUGACACCUUUUAACUCAUGGUCUUUUUCAACUCCACACAGUAUAUUUUCUCUCACUGGUGGUGGGGCCAUCAUUUUUGCUCUGAGUUAUGGCCUUUUAUCAACUGUAAUACUUCCUUUUGCCUUGCUACCUGCUCUUGACUAGUCAUGUGAUAUUGUAGCGCAACAUUUGUCCUCAUUUUAAAUUCCAUCCAGAAUGAUAUAUACUUCUAAGCUAAAAUGUUCUCAGAUAUAAAGAAUAUAUAUAGAGUGUGUGUGUGUGUGUGUGUGUGCGCGUGCACACGCGCACACGCGAGCCUAUGUUUGUGCACUUAGUCGACCUCCUGAACUUAGAGUGACUUUUUUUAAACUUGAAAAAUUGAAAAGAUACACUGGAAACGAGUAACGUAAUAGUAUAUAUUUUGAAUCUAUAUUCUGUAGAACAAUCUGAGACUUUUACAUAGAUGUUAAGUCUACCAUUAAGACUAAGUGGGCAGUAUCUCAAAGCGACUCACUGAGACAAUGAUCAGAUGCCAUAGUCUAUUGAUGAAGUCAUGCCUUGUAAAUGACCCCCCCCCCCCCCCCUAUUGUUUCUGGCUAAUGUUUUAAUGCUGCUGUUGACUUGAGAAGUUAAGAGGUUGGCCUGUUUCUAGUAAACAGCUCCUUUGUGUGUGCAGAUGUUCCAUCCAAUUCAGUUCCAUCCAACCAACUUUAAAUCCAGUCAUAAUCUCUGUGGUCCAGGAUGCUGCAUUGCCCCCCCACCCCCCACCAGACCUGUUUGUCUCAGGUGGAGUCAAGUGUCUGGGCCACAAAUGAAAUGCAUGCAUCUUUUCAGGCUUACUCUUUCAAAAGUUUCAAAAGGUGUCAAAUGUGGAAGUGUAUGAUGUGUCAUGCUUUCUGUCUACCUCAAAUAGCUCCAGCGAGUGUGACUUGGCAGUCUGGGACUACCCCCUGAAAUGUUGGAACAUUUGUAUUUAUUACAUAUCCAAGGGAGGCAUAGGCGAAGAGGGAAUACUGAUACUGAAAUCUUACAGAUUUUGUAUCUUGAUAGGUUUUCCUUACCACUUUAUUUAUUCUGCCUUUAUUCAAACAGUGCAUGUGAACAAACACACCUGUAAAUGUAAUGCAGUAUAAUAUUGCAGUAAAGACUUUUGUGAUGCUUCAAUGCCACAUGUGAUUGACAGUUGAAGCAGUGCUAUCAUAUUAGCCUGGGGUUCACUGGAUGUGUCCAUUUAAUCUUAGGAAAUUGGGCACUUGAACAUUUCACUACUGAAGACAUGUUUCAUUCCAUGUGACUUCAAGAGUUAAAUGCAUGCUGACUGGAAUGACUUCAAUGAACUCUUGUCAUAUGCAAAUCUACAAUGGAAAACAUCACACGCAAAGAAAUACUCUUUUAUCCUCAAAAUACGACAUAACAGGAACUGAAGAGUUUGAGGGUUUUCACAAAUACUUUAGGUGGCUUAGCAGCUUUUACAGUCGGGCUCUAUGGGGAGGCCCACAAAAUGGGUGGCUGCAGUUUGCCGUGCUACUGCCAGAUGGCAACAUUCACCCACGUUAAUGUGAAAUAACAUAGUGCCAGCAUUAGAUACAUCUGCUUGAAAAUUGUAUAUCCUGUGGACACAGUUUUUGUCAUUGAAUAUAAUCCACUAACAUUUUAGCUUCACAAAAGCUGUUUUUAGUGUGUGUCCUCCUGGAUCAUUGAAGUGUCCGUAUGCUUAGUGGUGGUGGUUUGACACAUGUGUCCCUCUCAGGCCAAGUUUGAGCUCAUACACACCAGCUUCUGGACAGCCUUGCUUUCCAGUUGUAAACAUCAUCCGCAACGUCUAUGAUAGAUUGGAUUGAUUGAUAGAGUUCUAAAAACCUGCAUGUAUCAUAUUACAUAUAGUUAAGUUUUUCCAUUUAGUGUUUUAAGUGCUUUCAUGUUGAUCCUUGUGAGUUCAGUGAAAUAAUGCAGUUUAAAUGUUUAUUUAGAACAUUAUGCUGUGUUAAGGAAUUAACUCUCCUUGCCUUACAGUCAUUCAUCUUACAUUUCCAUAAAUUACUGCCUGUUUCUGUACCACAAAUGAAAUGCACCCAAGUGUGGAUUAAUCACCACAAAGUAUUUCAGAGAUGCCUCUCGGAGGCCAUUCUGGCAUGUGAGCGACUUAUAUAACUUUUUUUGUUCACCAAAAGACCAUGGUCUUGUUUGGUUUUAGAAUACAGGGCUCUAAUUUCGUAGACCAGGCGCAGGCGCAGCGCACCUGCCUUGCACCACGUCUACGCUGCACCAACGUGAUGUGGCCAGGGCAGUCUGGCGCAGCGCCGCACACCCACACAUCCAUCCCUCCCAAAGUGGCAAAGAGGGUUUAACACAGUGUAAUCUUAACCAAUCAAGUGAACGCCUCUCAUUGCCUAUAAAUGCACCGCACUGGACUGCACAUCAGAGGCCACUAUGGUUCACCACGUACGCCACCUUUUGGGACAUGUCCUGACAUGUCAUCUGUUCCUGACAGUUACAUUAAACACAGCAGCAGGCUAAUCCAAGCAUUUUACUAGCUUUCCACCAGCAUUCCUGCUCUACAUGACCAAAUAGGAGAACCUUUGAUGAUAUAUUUGCGGUAUCUCCUCCCCAUCCUCCAUUAUGCUUCAGAUGUGAUGAGACAAUGAAUACAAAAAAGUACAGGCUGGUUCAGAUGCUUACAUUAAAUAGUGGUUGCUGUCAUUGUUUUUUCCACUGUGCAAAAGUGUGCAAAACACAUCUGCCUGAGGAUUUGGUGACGUGUCUGCCCUGUGCGCCUGUCAGGCAAUUUAUCACUACGCAUGCUGCGCUUUUGCCUGCGCCCCGAAUAGACCAGGUCAGAGCUGGUGAGCUUUCGCCAUCCCUUUGGUGCGCUGUUUUGACACUGCGGCAAUCUGAAAAUGUGGUGCGCCGCCACACCCAUCUCAGCGCAGUCCAGUCGACCAAAUGACCAAAUUGGCUGCGCUCAGUGGCGCACUGGACCAAAUUGCCACGCUCCGCCAUCUUGCGCCAACUUGCAAUACGCCACGAGCGCAUGAUGUUUGAUUCAACACACUUGGUUUCAUUCCUUCUCUUUAAGAACUUAAGAGUUUUUUUGUUGUUUUUAUAGGUAUUUUUAUAUUACAAACAAAACUUAAUAAGAUGUUCUGUUCUGCAGGAGUGUUGCUGAGAUUUCUUUUCAAAAAAUCAACAACUUGAGUCAUCAUCACCAAAGGCAACUUUUGUAUCGCACAUGUGUUCAUGUCUAUGGGGAGUGCAAUCAUUUUGUUUUCAUAUAUAUAUAUAUAUAUAUAUAUAUAUAUAUAGUUUGUGUGUAUAUGUGCUAUAUAUAAAUAUAUAUUUGGGCUAGGAGACCCGAGUUUAAUCCCACCCUCGGCCAUCUCUGUGUGGAGUUUGCAUGUUCUCCCUGUGCAUGUGUGGGUUUUCUCCAGGUACACCGGUUUCCUCCCACAUUCCAAAAACAUGCUAGGUUAAUUGGCCUAUCCAAAUUGUCCAUAAGUAUGAAUGUGGGUGGGAAUGGUUGCUUGUCUAUACAGUGCAUCCGGAAAGUAUUCACAGCGCUUCACUUUUUCCACAUCAUGUUACAGCCUCAUUCCAAAUUGUAUUAAUUUAAUCU
This is a messenger RNA of Doryrhamphus excisus (bluestripe pipefish), 5954 nucleotides long. RefSeq names its product spermatogenesis associated 2 (gene spata2). Lineage: Eukaryota; Metazoa; Chordata; Actinopteri; Syngnathiformes; Syngnathidae. The record is from RefSeq and is a predicted model, not a curated record. Gene Ontology annotation, cellular component: cytoplasm. Gene Ontology annotation, biological process: regulation of necroptotic process; regulation of tumor necrosis factor-mediated signaling pathway; protein K63-linked deubiquitination.